AUGUCCCACUCCGUGCUCUCCUCCUUCGACCCCCUCGCCACCCACCCGUUCACGAACAACUCGUCGGCCCCAUCAUCCUCACCACCGCGCCCGCCCGAUGCACGCCCGCAGCCGAAGCGCGCCGCGCCCGCGCCGUCGGCCAAGGGCUACGCGCGCCACGGGCAGCCCGCGCCGAAGCCGAUCUUCGUCCCCUUCCGCCCCGACCGGUCCUCGCCCGACCUCGAGGACAUCCUGCUCAAGAAGAAGUUCGCGGACGCGUUCCAGGGCAAGGCGGCGUGGGGCAUCGACCAGGUCGGGCACCCGAUCGCGUCCUCGGGCCGGCAGGGCAAGGCGCAGUGA
This is a messenger RNA of Epithele typhae, 339 nucleotides long. RefSeq lists its product as uncharacterized. The record is from RefSeq and is a predicted model, not a curated record. The transcript has 2 exons. Bases 1 to 339 code for a protein of 112 amino acids. Lineage: Eukaryota; Fungi; Basidiomycota; Agaricomycetes; Polyporales; Epitheliaceae.